Rhodotorula graminis WP1 is the source of this 504-nucleotide messenger RNA. RefSeq lists its product as uncharacterized. The record is from RefSeq and is a predicted model, not a curated record. The annotation marks the transcript as partial. The transcript has 2 exons. NCBI's taxonomy places the organism in Eukaryota, Fungi, Basidiomycota, Microbotryomycetes, Sporidiobolales, Sporidiobolaceae.
CUCCUCCUCCUCCUCGCCAAACCUCAUCCGCCAACCUCGCGACAACUCCGUCAUUUCUCGGUCUUUUUCUUUCAUUCUUCUUUCUUUCAACUCGUUAUACCCUCCUCUACAUCCCUGUACACCUUUCCGCCAACCUCGACAUCAACUCGACCACCUCCCCCCCCUCUUCCCGGCGGUAGGUACCUGGACGGGCCUUCCUCACGGGCGUGCGCAUCCACUCGCUGCCUGCCGUCGCAGCGCGGCCCUGGGCAAGCCAUACCCUUGGCGGCCGCAGCAGAGCAAUGUCGUACACCCUCAGGUCUCCCAGCCUACCGCUCAGCACAGGGACCAUACCUAGUAUACCUUGACAGUGAAGGAGCCAGAUUUGGGGGAGUGCAUCAGUAGCAUCCUCAGUGGAACCAUCCCCCCAAGCCUGCACCUUCUUUUUCCUUCCAGCUGGCCGUGGUGCGGUCAGAUUGGGCUGCCCUUGCAGGGCAGAAAUAGAAUUCAGUACUCUUUAAAUGG